AAUAUUCUAACGUGGUCGUAAAAAAAAGCCACGCCCCGGGAGGGUUGAUUCUUGCAUUGAAACGGGAGACUGUCGACAGUAAACCAUUAUUUGCAUCCUUCUCCUCAAACACUCAUCUCCUAAGCAGGUUGCUUUGAUCUUCAGACAUCAUGACACACCAGUACCCAGCACUCACAACUGAGCAAAAGAAGGAGCUGCAGGACAUCGCUCAGCGCAUCGUAGCUCCUGGAAAGGGCAUCCUCGCUGCAGAUGAGUCCACAGGCAGCAUGGCCAAACGCCUGAACCCCAUCGGCGUGGAGAACACAGAGGAGAACCGGCGUCUGUAUCGCCAGAUUCUUUUCUCCGCUGAUGAGCGCAUUGACAAGUGCAUCGGCGGUGUUAUCUUCUUCCACGAGACCCUCUACCAGAACGCUGAUGAUGGCACAAACUUUGCCCAAAUGAUCAAGGACAGGGGCAUUGUUGUGGGAAUCAAGGUGGACAAAGGUGUUGUCCCACUGGCAGGAACAAAUGGCGAGACCACAACACAGGGACUUGAUGGUUUGUCAGAACGUUGUGCUCAAUAUAAGAAAGAUGGUGCAGACUUCGCCAAGUGGCGCAGCGUGUUGAAAAUUAGUGAGACCACCCCCUCAGAGUUAGCAAUCAUGGAGAACGCCAACGUCCUGGCUCGCUAUGCCAGCAUCUGCCAGCAGAAUGGCAUUGUGCCCAUUGUGGAACCAGAGAUUUUGCCUGAUGGUGACCACGACUUGAAACGCUGCCAGUAUGUCACAGAGAAGGUCCUUGCUGCCUGUUACAAGGCUCUGUCUGACCAUCACGUUUAUCUGGAGGGUACUCUUCUGAAACCCAACAUGGUAACUUCUGGACACUCCUGCCCCACCAAAUACAGCAGUCAGGAAAUCGCCAUGGCAACAGUGACAGCCUUGCGCCGUACCGUUCCCCCCGCAGUAACAGGUGUGACCUUCCUCUCUGGGGGCCAGAGUGAGGAGGAGGCCUCCGUUAACCUGAACGCCAUCAACAAUUGCCCUCUGACAAAGCCCUGGGCCCUCACCUUCUCCUAUGGACGUGCCCUGCAGGCCUCUGUCCUUACCGCCUGGCGCGGAGUCAAGGAUAACGAGAAGGCUGCCACAGAAGAGUUCAUCAAGCGUGCUGAGGCUAACGGCUUGGCUGCUCAGGGAAAGUACGUCUCCAGUGCAACUGGUGGAUCCGCAGGACAGUCCCUUUACGUGGCCAAUCAUGCCUACUAAACAUCCUGCAUCACAGCUUUUCAGCAUCCGCCGGCCAAUAGUAUAGUGCACAGCUGCUACCCUUCCUGUCACCAAUCAAUCACAGGCCUACGUUGUCUUCUGUAUUUUAAGGUUGUCAUUGCAAUGUCUCAUAAUGUAUCUAUUUAAACUGUAUUAAACUUUAGAAAUGGAAAGUAGAAAAAGGAUGUUACGCAGGUGAUUGAGAUUAAUAUUUGAGAUUGAGAUUAAUCAUUCUUAUUUUUAAAAAGUUCUAGGCAUGGUUUCAUGAUAUCUGGCCAAAACAGUAUUUGUUUUGGCCAGAUAUCUGGUAUGCUAAGAUAGCUAAGUAUGUACAUGUAUGUUUUUUUUGUGAGUUUCACAAAAUUCCACCAUUUACUUUUAAGUCAUAUACAAGUCAUUCCAGUUGGCACCAGCCACCAGUUGACGUUUCACAUUCCUUUCAGUGCAGUUGGGCCUCAUCAAUACUAUUAUUGAAAACAUUCUGUCAUGUAUGGGUGAUUUGAUUUCUAAAGCUACAAUUUAGUGUCUCCCAGCAAGCCAAGUUUAUCAUAUUGGGAAAGAAACAAGAGUAUGUAUAAUUGCUCAGUAGUCACAACAUGAUUAACUCUGCCAGACUCUGGGUAAUAUUAGGUUGAGGUGUGUUCAUAUAUAAUAUUAAUUAUUUAUCUGGGCAGUAUGUGUAUAUUAUAGAAAUUGAAUAUAAAAUAUUUACAACAUUAAUUUGGAAACAUUAAUAGUUCUUUUAAUUUUAAAUUGUAUUCUUGAUGUAUUGUCUGCUUGAGUGUAUCAUGCUCUCCCUCUACUCCCCUUAUUUGUGACAUAGUGCGCUUCGUGAAUAAUUAAAUUCUAUUGGCUGUAAAGACGAAGCUUCUGGGGAGGGGAGCAGUCACUGUUGAACAAAUUGUGAUAUUGUGAUUUUAUGUUGUCUUCUAAGCACUUUGUGUGUCAGAUAGUUAAAACUAAAAUAAAAUUACUGUAAAACCUCA
Molecule: messenger RNA, 2227 nt
Organism: Xyrauchen texanus (razorback sucker)
Lineage: Eukaryota; Metazoa; Chordata; Actinopteri; Cypriniformes; Catostomidae
Gene: aldocb
Product: aldolase C, fructose-bisphosphate, b
Exons: 9
Coding region: 150-1241 (363 amino acids)
Biological process (GO): glycolytic process; fructose 1,6-bisphosphate metabolic process
Cellular component (GO): cytosol
Molecular function (GO): fructose-bisphosphate aldolase activity
Source: RefSeq, a predicted model, not a curated record